Capsicum annuum is the source of this 1635-nucleotide messenger RNA. RefSeq names its product UDP-glycosyltransferase 86A2. The coding region runs from base 99 to 1520 and encodes 473 amino acids. The transcript is spliced from 2 exons. The record is from RefSeq and is a predicted model, not a curated record. Gene Ontology annotation, molecular function: UDP-glycosyltransferase activity. Lineage: Eukaryota; Viridiplantae; Streptophyta; Magnoliopsida; Solanales; Solanaceae.
AUAUAUAAUCUUUCAUUACAAAACUUCAUUCUCUCACAUUACCUCUUUAGCCUUUAAUUUAUCAAUUGCUUAUAGUCUAAAAUAUUUACCAACAAAUUAUGGAUUCAAUUUCAAACCCUCAUGCAAUAUUAGUAUGUUAUCCAUUACAAGGCCAUGUUAUUCCCACAACCCAUCUAGCAAUCAAGCUUGCACAAAAAGGCUUCACUAUAACCUUCAUCAACACUGAGUCUACACACUAUCAGAUCACUCAAAAGAAGGGUAAAACCGAAACUUUUUCUAACGUGUAUCUAGGUCAUCAGGAUCUAGAUAUACGUUAUAUGAUAGUAUCUGAUGGAUUACCAGUAAAUUUCGACCGGUCAUUGAACCAUGAUCAAUUCAUGGCUUCUUUGUUACAUGUAUUCUCAGCUCAUGUUGAAGAAGCUUUGGUGAAAACAAUGGAGUCAAAAAUGGAUCCUCCUGUGAACUGCUUGAUUGCUGAUUCUUUCUUUGUGUUUCCAGGAAAAUUGGCUAAGAAAUAUGGACUUUUAUACAUAUCUUUUUGGACAGAAACAGCUUUGGUUUUUACACUCUAUUAUCAUCUUCAUCUCUUGAAGUUACAUGGCCACUUUGGUUGUAUUGAUUUGUCUGAAGAUCCUAUUGACUACAUACCAGGAGUGAAAUCAAUAAAGCCAAAGGACUUAAUGUCAUAUCUUCAAGAAACAGACACAACCUCAAUGUGUCAUCAAAUUAUUUUCAAUGCAUUUAAGGAUGUAAGAAAUGCUGAUUUCAUCUUAUGUAACACCAUCCUAGAGCUCGAAUCCGAGACCAUAUCAGCUCUACAAAUCGAAAAGCCAUUUUACGCUAUAGGUCCCAUCUUUCCACCCGAGUUCACCAAUAGCGGUGUGAGUACUAGCAUGUGGUUCGAGUCCGAGUGCACCCACUGGCUUGACAUGCAACAACAUGCAACUGUAAUGUACGUAUCAUUUGGUAGCUAUGCUCAUAUUACCAAAAAUGAGCUUCUAGAGAUAGCUUAUGGUUUGUGUUUAAGUAAAGUUGGUUUUAUUUGGGUGAUCCGACCCGAUAUUGUAAGCUCCGAUGAUCCAAACCCGUUACCAGAAGAUUUCGAAAGUGAAAUUUGUGGUGGUGGUGGUGGUCGUGGUUUAGUCGUGCCAUGGUGUUGCCAGAAACGAGUGUUGGCACACUCAGCGAUAGGUGGAUUUUUGACUCAUUGUGGAUGGAACUCGAUACUGGAAGCCAUUUGGUGUGAAGUUCCAAUGCUUUGUUACCCUUUGCUUACCGAUCAAUUCACUAAUCGAAAAUUAGUAGUCGAUGAUUGGAAGAUCGGACUUAAUUUGUGCGAUAAAAAACCUAUCACGAAGGUUGAAAUUUCGAAGAAAAUACACAAUUUCAUGUAUGGAAAAUUAAGUGAUGAGUGUAGAAACGUAAUUAAGAAAGUAAAGAAGACGUUUGGAAAUGCAUUAAGUGCUGAUGGAUCAUCAGAAAGAAAUUUGGAUAAUUUCAUAGGAAAAGUAUGUAAAUAAAAACUAAGUUAUGAAUUUCUUGAAAUUACUAUAUGUAUGAUUGGUAUUCAUUCAAGUUUUAGGAUAUUAAUAUUAUGUAAUUGUUGGUCUUUCUGUGGCACUGUUGAAAUUUGAA